AUGUUGGCUUGUAAAGGGGCAGGCACCGCCGUCGCUGUACUUCGUAUUCUUUUCAGAAAACAGGCUACAGCUCGUGGGCAGCCUUGGAGGUGUUUAUCCACGCAAACUGACGGAGAGGUCCGCAUCGCGAAGGUACUCAAGGAAAAGUUUCCCCUAGCGUCAUCACUAAAAGUUGUGGAUAUAUCAGGUGGAUGUGGAGCCAUGUAUGAAGUCCACAUAGAAUCCAGUGAGUUCUCUGGGAAGAGGACUGUUCAGCAGCACCAGCUUGUCAAUCAGGCUUUGAAGGAUGAGAUUCAAGGAAUGCAUGGACUGAGAAUAUUCACCGAUACCCCAAAACAAUAA
Messenger RNA from Nerophis lumbriciformis (worm pipefish), 342 nucleotides. The record is from RefSeq and is a predicted model, not a curated record. Lineage: Eukaryota; Metazoa; Chordata; Actinopteri; Syngnathiformes; Syngnathidae.